AUGGCAAAAACCCGACUCGGCCUCUCGACGCGACUUGUACUCCUCGUGGCCAUUGUCUGCGCCUGCAGCGUCGGCUCUGCAGUAGCUGACGCGGCCCUUCGUCUGCUACGCACCACGGAGCAAGACGACAAUUACACCUUUUCCGACAAAACCACUCUCGACGCGCCAGCCGUCAGAACGCCUCGUACUGCUGCAACCGAAGCUGCCACUGUCCUGUCGGCGGAGACCCCGCAACCCGCUGUUGAUCCCCCGCACACGCCUUCGUCCCACACGACGACAGAGACCGAAUCAAAGGGGUCGACGCCUGCUCCCCACUCGACGACGGAGACCGGAUCAAAGGCCUCGACUCCUGCUUCCCACUCGACGAGUUCCGAAACGAAGCCCGCCGAGGCUCAUGCACCUGCGCACGAGGGACCGACCAUGAUGAUGCUCGUGGGUCCAGCAGUGGCGGGCGUGCUGGCCAUCCUCCUCAUUGGCGCCGUCAUUGUCUUCAAGAACCGCAUGAACAAGCAGUAA
This is a messenger RNA of Hyaloperonospora brassicae, 516 nucleotides long. The record is from the annotation of a GenBank genome assembly. NCBI's taxonomy places the organism in Eukaryota, Oomycota, Peronosporomycetes, Peronosporales, Peronosporaceae.